AUGCAAAAGAUUUCAGGAGAGUAUGAUAAUUCAUUCAAAAUCGGUAACGAGAACGAAGAUGAAGAGAUUAUUUCUCUAGAUAAUAUUCGUGAAACUCAGUAUCUCAUAGUCCCAGAAGGGAGUUAUCUAGAAGAUGAUUCUUCCAAUGUGGGUGAAGAAAGUACUAUGCUUUCUUCAGCAGACACAACAAAGAUGCCACAAGAUGGAGGGAGUCUUUUCGAGAGCUGUUUGCUAAUGUCUAAUAGUAUUAUUGGAGCUGGACUGCCGUUCUCCUUUAAAGAGGCAGGCGUAUGGACGGGAAUGAUUCUCUUAAUUGUGCUCACAGCCUUAGUAGACUGGACGAUCCGAUUAUUAGUAAUUAAUGCUAAAUUAUCCGGCAGAAAUUCGUAUCAAGACGUAAUGUAUUUUUGUUUCGGAAAGUCCGGAUUGAUUGCUAUUUCUGUAUUUCAGUUUGCGUUCGCCUUUGGUGGAAUGUGUGCAUUUUGUGUAAUCAUAGGCGAUACUAUUCCAUCUGUCGUGGCCUCAAUCUUUCCCAGUAUUGUGAAUGUUCCGAUUCUCGAUCUGUUGACCCACCGUAGAUUCGUCAUAGUUUUAUGCACAGUGUGCGUAUCAUAUCCAUUAUCCCUGUAUAGAGACAUCUCAAAGUUAGCCAAAGCUAGCGGUUUGGCGUUGAUAUCGAUGGUUGUAAUAGUAGUGGCUGUUGCUGUCGAGGGACCGCAGGUAGCAUCCGAGUUUCGUGGCCGCUCUGAGGUCAGAUGGGACUUUAUCCAUCGAGAACUAUUUCAGGCCAUCGGGGUAAUAAGUUUUGCAUUUGUUUGUCACCACAACAGCCUCUUAAUUUUCGAUUCACUUAAAAAGCCAACAUUGAACCGAUUUGCUGCUGUAACUCAUUUUUCUACUGGCAUUUCAAUGAUUGCUUGCAUGCUGAUGGCUCUUAGUGGUUAUCUUGUAUUCACAGAUAAAACAGAAGGCAACAUACUGAACAAUUUUCCCAGAAAUAAUUUCUUGAUAAACAUUGCCAGAUUCUGCUUUGGCUUCAAUAUGUUUACAACGCUUCCAUUAGAGGCAUUUGUCUGCAGAGAGGUUAUUGAGAUUUAUUUCUUUAGUAAUUCGUCUCAAUCAUUCAUGCGCCACGUUAUAUUGACCACAUCAUUAGUUGGUGGUGCGAUGACAAUCUCGUUGUUAACAGAUGACUUGGGUAUAGUGCUAGAAUUGACGGGUGGAUUUUCUGCAACAGCACUGGCUUACAUUCUUCCGCCUGCAUGCUUUCUAAAGCUUGCAUCAGGUGAUUGGAAGAGUAGAAAGAAAAUUCCAGCAAUUGCAUGUGUGGCAUUUGGUAUAGGCGUAAUGACACUAAGCACUGUACUCAGUAUUGCAAAGAUAGUGACCAAGUAA
Messenger RNA from Paraglomus brasilianum, 1395 nucleotides. NCBI's taxonomy places the organism in Eukaryota, Fungi, Glomeromycota, Glomeromycetes, Paraglomerales, Paraglomeraceae. The record is from the annotation of a GenBank genome assembly.